AUGGUAACAACGACAGUAACUCAAAUCGAUCUUUCUCAUGAAGACUCACUUCAAGUGGUCUUACAUUUUUUGCAUGCACGUUUACCAGAAACACGUCAAGUAUGGUCCUUACUCCGUUAUAUUCAACAGAGUUUAGUCGAUCAAAAAUAUUUCUGGCCACAUCAAUUAUUUGUUGAUGAUCGAGAUCAUAUCAAAUGUGUUAUUUUCGUAUAUUCGACUGUUGGUUUUACAACCGAUCAUAGUCACUUAGAUGACGACAUGGUAGUAAGUUCAAGAAAUAUAACAUUUGUUGCUGACGAAGAAAACCAUGAAGUACUUCUAAAUUUACUUGAACAAUGUGUGCCAUGGUUCAAUAUAAAAACAAUCUUCUUUUGUGAUAUUGCUCAUCGAUUUUUGACAACUAUUGAAAAUAUCGUUCGAGAGAAAAAUCUUCUUGGUAAUUUAAAGAUAUUUUCUUGUUUACAAAUGGAAAUCGAUCAGAAAAAAUUAGAGGAGACUAAGAAACAACUUGUACAAGAGUUACGAUCAGACAUUGUCAUUCAACGUUUGUCAAUAGCUGAUGCAGCGUUGAUCGACGAAUUUUCUCUAUAUAAAUCGAAGUUUUCUCUCGCACAAAUUAAGUAUCAAAUUGAACAUCUUCCAACAUUUGGUGCAUAUUGUCAAGGACAAUUAGUGAGUUGGUGUUUGACACAAUUCGAUGGUUCUUUUGGAAUGGCAUUCACAAUACCAGAAUUUCGUCGACUCGGUCUGGCAACAUUGUUAAAUAUUCAAUUGGCUUCGGAGUUGUUUAAAAUGCAAGAACGUGUUUUCUGCUUUGUGAUACGGGAAAAUGAAGCUUCUUGUAAGAUGCUCAAAAAAUUGGGUUAUCACCAAACAUGUGCUGUUGACUGGAUUCAUUUAACAUCGAAAUAA
Messenger RNA from Rotaria sp. Silwood1, 912 nucleotides. The record is from the annotation of a GenBank genome assembly. NCBI's taxonomy places the organism in Eukaryota, Metazoa, Rotifera, Eurotatoria, Philodinida, Philodinidae.